This is a messenger RNA of Amphibalanus amphitrite, 3369 nucleotides long. RefSeq names its product transmembrane protein 145-like. Bases 942 to 2486 code for a protein of 514 amino acids. The record is from RefSeq and is a predicted model, not a curated record. NCBI's taxonomy places the organism in Eukaryota, Metazoa, Arthropoda, Thecostraca, Balanomorpha, Balanidae. The transcript is spliced from 13 exons. Gene Ontology annotation, biological process: response to pheromone; G protein-coupled receptor signaling pathway.
GCCACGUUACACGAUACCCGUAAUUGCUUUGUGUUCAUCCGAUGGGCGGAUGCAAAUCUGAACUGUAGCGCUGUGACAGUGUCUCUCAGGGACGACGAAUGUGCACAUCAUCCCUGGUACAGCACUGUUGGCCGGCGCAGUGCGCACCAAAGCAUAGUCCGAACCGCGGCCCUAAUGUGGUGGGGUGCGCGGCCGACGGCGCCAGUUUCGGCAGGCCCGUGUUUCUAGUCGUCUCCAUGGAAACCGCGUGCCACUACCACCGCCGCUGCCACCUCGCGUGCCUGUAACAUCAGGAAAUGUGCGACGGAGGUCCUUGGCCCGGCUGUUCUGAGCUCUAAGGCACCUUACCCGAGGCUGACCUCUCAGCUCCUGGUCUCUCUGCCGUCUGCGUGUCAGUCUCCCGGCUCUCGAUCAGCGCGGUCCGGUGGGUCACGUGACGUCACGUGCCAGGGGAGGCCCGGACGCACCUGUUCGUGCAGCGGCGGGUCAAUGGAUCGAUUAGCGGCGCUGGAGGUGCCGUGAUGUCCUGACGAGCCGCCACAGACGUGCUGCGGCCGUCGGACCGAGCUAAAGCAGUGUACAGACGGAGACUCGGCAAGAUUACGGACGGAGCUGCUACAGUGUACGAACGGAGUCGCAGCGCAAGGACGGAGCUGCGACAGUACACGGACGGAGCAAAAGCAGUGUAUAAACGGAAUCAACGCAGCGUACGGACAGAGCUACCGCAGCGAACGGACGGAGUUGUCGCACUGAACGGACGGAGUUGCGACACGGAGCGGACGGAGCUGUGGCAGUGUGUGUACCGCGCCGAAGUGUACGGACGGAGCCGCUGCAGCCUACGAACAGAGCCGCGCCAGGUUACGGGAGAGUCAAGGCGUUGUCUUCCUGUACGGUGAUCGGAGUCUCCGCACACAGUCUGUGAGGGACGUUUGGAAACUGUCAUGGAGCUGCCACCGACACUGCCGCUGAUGCUGCUACUGCUGGCUAUCUGGAUACCAAGGUCAACGGCCAAAGUGGUGCAGGGCCAUCUCCGCACCAGAGAGCAAUGGGCGUUUCUGACGAGGUUCUGCUUCCUGUCUGGAGAGGGCAAGUUUUCCUAUCAGAUAGAAUACGAUGCGAAGUACGCAGUGCAAAAGCUGCUGCUCUAUUACGACACAGACGACCAGUGGCCAGCGAUCUACAAUACGGGAAAGACGUGCUCGGAGAAAUUGUCGGUGCUCAGUGACCCGAUGCGCCACCAGUUCAUCAACCUCAGCUCCCAGCUCAGCACCUUCAGUGGCUGCGAGAUGAGGCGUGAGACGGGCCGCGAGCCCACCUACUUCUGCGUCGGCAACCGCACCUUCAUCUCCUCCAGGGAGCGCUGGUGGUUCAUAGCCGUCAGCAACUGCGACUCGGAAAAGGGUCUCGACCUGAAGUAUGACUUUCUGAUGACUAAUGGUCCCGAGGAGAACUCCUGGUUAUACCACUUCUCAGCCGACGAAAUGUAUAUUCUGCGGACCAACAUAUGCAUGCUGUGCGGCCAGCUAGUCGUCCUCUUCGCAAGCAUCAUCUUAUCCGUGGAGCUGAGGAACCGGGGCCUGUUCCACACCACCUACAAGCUGUUCAUGGCGUCGCUGCUGCUGCAGACGGCCGGCCUGGCGCUCCUCUGCGCCGCCUACGCCCGAUACGCACAGGACGGCGUCGGCCUGCCAAAGUCCAAACUGAUCGGUCGUGUUCUGGAGGCUGGCAGCGACUUCACCUUCCUGCUUCUGCUGCUGCUCUGCGCUAAGGGCUACACCAUCACUCGCGGGAGGCUGCGGCAGGCCAGCGCCAUCAAGCUGACCAUCUUCCUCGCCCUCUACGUAGCUACCUGGGCCGUGCUCUUCGUCUACGAGCAGGUGUUUUUCGACCCCGGCGAGGUGCUCUACCUGUACGAGUCGCCCGGCGGCUACGGCCUGAUGCUGCUGAAGCUGCUCGGCUGGGCCAUGUUCAUCUACUCCACCUCGUUCACCAUCAAACACUACCCGGAAAAGUGGAGCUUCUACCUGCCCUUCUCCAUGUACUACACCGUCUGGUUUCUCUCGGCGCCGAUGGUCAUCAUGUGCUCCAACUACCUCAUCGACAAGUGGGUGCGAGAGAAGGUGGUCAACGGCGUGGAGCACGGCAUCGCCUGGUGCGGACAGGUGUUCUUUCUGAUUCUGACGCGUCCAACGGCGGCCAACAAGAACUUCCCGUUUCACGUGCGGACCUCCCAGAUCAGCAUCAUGGAGCAGCGCCCGAACGGUACGGCCGGCAACAACAACCUGGACCACUUCAGCGCGCACCCGUACGCGCCCAGCGCGCCGAACGGGGGUCCGUGGCGCGGCGCCGACCGCCAGAGCACGCCCACCGAGCUGUUUGUCAUCUCGGCGCCGCAGAUGAUCCCGUCUGUGCCCGGCGACAAGCCGUACAUCAAACAGGAUGCCAGCUUUCCUCACCAACGAAACGGCAACGUACUGGAGAACUGACAACGCUGCCAGUGAUACCGAGUCGUCUCCUAACACAACGUCACACAAGCCGCGGAUAACGUCACAGUAUAGUAUGAUACCAGCUGCAAAUGACGUCGACUCUGAGACACUCGGUCGCCAGAGGCCGAUCUUGAAUAUAGUUUUCGGCCAACAGUUUAGAGCUCAUGACGAACGAUGAUGAUGUUUUAGGGCGCCUUGACUGCGGUGGUCAUCGGCGCCCAAACUUAAAAGCUCAGAAUCCCCAAACGGGUCAAACCAAGUGGUAGCGGUUUGUAGAUGGUCAGCAUAUUCAAGAUUUGUCUGACAUUCAGACAUCGCGCUCAGCGGUUCAGAAAAGAGAACCACUCGGCACACUCAUUGGCCAUUGCGCUGUGUGCCGUGACGAUUUAUGGGUUAUCGGAAAAGACAGGGGCCCUGUCUUUUCCGAUAACCCAUAAAUCGUCACAGGGGACUGGUCACUUAUAGUCGGCAGCAUUUUGAUAUGAUAGGCGUGAUUAAGUUACAUGUGAUGUUGUUCGUCAUUUGUGCACCUUUUUUCACAAUAUGUCGUGAUUGGCGUGGAUGGGGCAUAGACGACAUUUAUAGGGCUGUGCCCGACUUGACGUUCUUUAAUCGUAAAAGCCGUCCGUUUCACCCGUCCGCUUUCGCAGUCGUUUGACAUACUGCGACAUAAGUAAGAUGUUCUUGCAUGCACCUAACGAUAUGUGCACUGGUAGGUGGUUGUAGCACACUGAAUACGUAACAUCAAAAGUAACGUGGCGCUGGAGAUGUGUGCAAUAAAAACUCAAUUAUUGCGCAAUGAUGCUAUGUUGGUUAUGGUGAGAUAAACCUCAAGUGUCGUACUUUGGAUAUGUGCCCUGUACUGCCACCAAUACAACACGAG